UUCCCGAAAAUUAUCCGUUUCGUGCAGUUGAAAAUAAGGAAAAAUCGGUUUAGCCCACACAGGAAUCGAACAAAGGAUAUAUAUUCCGAGCAGCAGCCCUUUCGAUCCACGGUUUUUGCCUUGUUAACAGCCAACACCCCUCCCUCCACCCCAGCAACACCUACACACUUCUCAAAAGCCAAAGAACAACAAAAUAAAUUUACGACGCAAAACCCAAACAAUCGACACCAACGCACCAGCUGUUUGGCUGUCGAUCGGUGUUAUCGAUUGCCCGUAUGACCAACCGUGAAUGCGAAGAAGAAGCAGCAGCAAGACUUGAGCACCACAAAACUUGAAAAGUUACAGGCACUUAAAGCCGGGGUCUAGUCGGGCCGAAAAAUGUCUGUGAGACUGCUGACCGUGCGACUGAUCAAACAUGGUCGCUACAUUUUGCGCAGCUAUUGUAAACGUGAUAUACACGCCAACAUUUUGGACCAAAAUCAAUUGAAAACAAGAAGCAAGCGAGGCUUUCCCCUACCCUCCACCGCCGCCCAUGUGUUGCGGACAACGCCCCAGCAGGCGGCCAAAUCGGUGGUCAAUGUAGUGCCCCGCACUUCCACUCCCUCAACGGGAUCGCCACUAAAUGGCAGCAGCAGCCCAUCCUCCAGUGGACUCUUUCGCGUGGGCCAACAUGCCCGCAAGCUCUUCAUUGACAACAUCCUCAGCCGGGUGACCACCACCUACUCCGAGGAUCUGCGCCAGCGGGCCACCCGCAAACUCUUCUUCGGCGACUCGGCUCCCUUCUUUGCCUUGAUCGGUGUGAGCCUGGCCUCCGGAUCGGGUGUCCUCAGCAAGGAGGAUGAACUGGAGGGCGUGUGUUGGGAAAUUCGGGAGGCGGCUGGCCGGCUGCAGCGAGCCUGGAACCAGGACGAGAUCUCCGAGACGCUGGACAGCAAGUUCAGCAUUGAUGACUUGGAAAUAGGGCCGCCCAUUGCCAAAGGUUGUGCAGCUGUAGUCUAUGCAGCGGGCUUUAAGAAGGACCUUAAUGGUGGUGCCACAGAGGAGUCAUUGUCCAUGGGUGCAGAAGUGCCAACACCAGCAGCAAUUCCAGCCUUUGCUCCAAAUAGCUGGAGUGCCCACGAGAUGAUGUCGCCGCUGCAGAACAUGUCGCGUUUUGUCCACAACUUUGGCGGCUCUGUGGAUAAUAUCUUUCAAUACAGCCAGCCCUCGGCGGCCAGUGACUUUGUGGGCGCCCAGGAGCGGGAGCAGGAGCAGCAGCCGGAGCCAAGGAGCAGUGCCUUAAACGUGAACACCCCUGCGAAUUCAAAGAUCGACAGCUAUCCGCUGGCCCUCAAAAUGAUGUUCAACUACGACAUCCAGAGCAACGCCUUGUCCAUUCUGCGUGCCAUGUAUAAGGAGACGGUGCCCGCGCGACAGCGUGGCAUGAACGAGGCCUCCGACGAGUGGGAACGCCUGCUGCAGAACCAAACGGUCCAACUGCCGCCGCAUCCCAAUAUUGUCUGCAUGUUUGGCUUCUUUUGCGACGAGGUGCGCAACUUUCCCGAUGGCCAUCUACUUUAUCCGGUGGCCCAGCCGCAGAGGAUCAAUCCGCAGGGCUAUGGCCGCAAUAUGUCGCUGUAUCUGCUGAUGAAACGCUAUGAUCACAGCCUGCGGGGACUGCUGGACAACCAGGAGCUGAGCACACGCACCCGUAUCCUGCUGCUGGCCCAAAUGCUCGAGGCUGUCAACCAUUUGAGCCGUCACGGCGUGGCCCAUCGUGAUCUCAAGUCGGACAAUGUACUGAUCGAGCUGCAGGACGAUACCUCGCCGGUGCUGGUGCUCUCGGAUUUCGGGUGCUGCCUGGCGGACAAGGUGCACGGCCUGCGGCUGCCGUAUGUCUCGCACGACGUGGACAAGGGCGGCAAUGCGGCACUGAUGGCGCCAGAGAUCUUCAACACAAUGCCCGGACCGUUCGCGGUGCUUAACUAUGGAAAAGCGGACCUUUGGGCCUGCGGUGCAUUGGCCUACGAGAUCUUUGGCAGCCACAAUCCAUUCUAUUCGAGCAGCGGUGGGCUGGCACGCGAACGUGGAGAGCUGACGCUUUCGCUGAGGAACAGCGACUACCGGCAGGAGCAGCUGCCACCGAUGAGCGAUGCCUGCCCGCCGCUGCUGCAACAGCUGGUGUACAACAUCCUCAAUCCCAACCCGUCCAAGCGGGUCAGUCCGGAUAUUGCGGCGAAUGUGGUGCAGCUGUUCCUCUGGGCCCCCUCCAAUUGGCUGAAGGCGGGCGGCAUGCCCAACAGUUCCGAGAUCCUCCAGUGGCUGCUCUCGCUGACCACCAAGAUAAUGUGCGAGGGUCGCCCCUCGGCACUGGGUGCCGGAUUGAUGCCAGUGGCGGCCAGCGGAAGGCGCGCCUAUGUGGAGUACCUGCUCAUCUGUAGCUUUUUGGCACGCGCCCGCCUGCGUCGCAUUCGUGGAGCACUCAACUGGAUCCAGAAUGUGGUGGCGUAGGAUCUACGUCUACUUGUUACUUUGAGAAAAUCAAAUGGAAAAGCGUGUGAUACCUAUAUUUUACAUAUGUAUUUAUAAAACAAAUCAAAAUUAA
This is a messenger RNA of Drosophila elegans, 2584 nucleotides long. RefSeq lists its product as uncharacterized. Gene Ontology annotation, cellular component: mitochondrion. The record is from RefSeq and is a predicted model, not a curated record. Gene Ontology annotation, molecular function: protein serine/threonine kinase activity; ATP binding. The coding region runs from base 379 to 2490 and encodes 703 amino acids. The transcript has 5 exons. Gene Ontology annotation, biological process: protein phosphorylation; autophagy of mitochondrion; positive regulation of mitochondrial fission. NCBI's taxonomy places the organism in Eukaryota, Metazoa, Arthropoda, Insecta, Diptera, Drosophilidae.